CCCCCUCCGCUGUUCCUCCCUCCCCCGCCAUGAUGCUUCCCUCGUCGUCGUCCACGGCGUUGAGGCCUGCGCAGAGGCAGCCUCGCACCAUCCGGCUUUCCAUCAAGUAUCUGCUCUCCCUCCCCGACCGUCUCUGCAACCCGCCCCCCGCAGUCGGAAAGGUCAGGUCCUGCGGCGUCACACCCCUCUUCAAGAUUCGUCUCGAAGACGUCCUUAACCGCAAGCAUUUGCCGCCUCUCGGCCUCAAGGAUUUCGAGGAGUGGUUGUUGUUUGUCGAGAAUGCCCCGGAGAAUCUGUACUUUGUACUAUGGCUCCGAGAGUAUACGCGUCGCUACAACGAGUGGGCUGUCCGCGCCAAGGCCAAGUCCGCCAACAGGACUGCGUCGCCCACCUUCUCCGUUGACUCUGAAGACUCCGACUGUCCUGUUCCAUUCGCUGCUUUCGAGUACCAUGUUUCGCCUGGUCCAGCCGACCCCUGCCCUUCUCUUGCCCUUUUCUAUCACCGCGCAAAGCAAACUUUUCUUACCCCCGGCGCACCUUACGAGCUGAACGUGGCUUCCGACGUUCUUGCUCCCUUCCAUACGACGCCGACUUCGCCUGCCUCUCCCCAUGGCUUCGGCUGCUUCAGCCCACACCCCUCUCAGCAGUCGUCAUACACGUAUUCCCAUCCUGACCCAGCCAUCUUUGCCGACCUCAACCAGAUCACUAUGACUGCCCUCCGCGCGUCCCUUGAUAGGUUCGUCCUCGCUGCAUACUCUAAUGUCGGCACAAACAGAGGGCUAUGUGGGCUCGUCGGAGGCUGCACUAUUGCUACUGCGGGCAGUCUGCCCAUCUGGGUCGCGAGCUUUGUGGAGGGGUGGGUACGAUGGAUGAGAUUCGCCGCCUUACCUGGCUUGUGGUUGGGUCUGACCAUCGUAAUUGCCAGUCUACAUGGUGUGUGUAUGAUGAUCUAUGUAUUUGGCGACUUUCGCCAGCUCCGUAAAUUUGAGCUCUCCCGGCCAUCAAUCUCAAAGCCUCAACCUCACCCGGAGCACCCAGUCAUUGCCACUAACUAUCCUCAUCGCCUUACUAGUCUCAAGAGUAGGCUCAGUGUCGGUCAGCUGAGCAUCGGCCCCGUUAGUCCCAAGAGUCCGAAGAGCCCAACGUUAUCGUUUACCAGCGAGAAGAGUGGCAGAACGAGAGCGAUCAGGGACUUGUUGGCUUUGCGCCCGAAGCAGCAAGAGGUCGAAGAACUGCGCGUCACCCCUCCUCAGCCAAUCACGCGACCUCCUGCUACAAUUUUGCCUCGCCGCACAAAGGUUAAUGGUGGUGUGAUGGUCACAGACUCUCUGAAGGAAGCACAACCAAAGCUCAGGGUGCAGAUUCCGUUCCCUGCGGUUGCUCCUUUGCCCCCACAACCCGCCAUCAUCAUCAGCGAAGCUAGGGAGGUCGAGCUCUCCCGACCCUCCACAUCCUCCGGUUCUUCAUGUAUCAGCGGGAUGACCGGCGUUCAUGAAGUAGGAUAUCCGAGGAUUCAUGUUUCCGAAGCAUUCGACGACCCGAACCCUCCAGCUGAAGGCCCCGCGACCGCUACCUACUGCCCUGAGACGGAACUCGCCGCUCGAGAGCGGGCACUAUCCGAGUCUCAAGAUGAGCACGCAGAGGAUUGGGAGGCGAACGGCAAGACAGCCGAUUUCAUCCAGGCGUGGGAGCUCGAAAGCGACUGGGACGACAUGGCCGACAUGGAAAAGGGUCGGUUGAGCGGCCUCUGGGAUAGUGACGGCAGUGGUCUGGGUAUGGGCGUCGAGCGAGGCAUGCGUUGGGGUAAAGGUGGUUCUGGUGGGAAGGAAGACGUCUUCGACUUUGACGGCUUGCCACCGAGGAGAGCACGACACCCCUACGCCUAUAGUUUGCCUCUAUCCGAUGCUGCCGAGAGGGAUCUGAUGCGCACGCCCGGCGCUGAGGAGAAGAGGGCCAGGAAGAAGGACGUCGUGAGCGUUCAGAAGGAAGUUGUCGGGAAGACCGGGAAGUGGUGGACGCUGAUGGCCCGCUUGCAAGAAUGGUGUAUUGGACGAACUGGCGUGGUCAAGUCCCGGGAGGACGCGAAGAAGCGCAAGGACGCAGAGGAGAAGAGGGCAGGCAUGGAUAGUCCAUUCAGCUUCAGCGCUCCUCUUGCUCCCCUAAAUUUCCCGGCGCAAAGCGUCAGCAAACGUACCACGCCGUCGUCCCUCUUCGGUUUCCAGUCAACAACUCCCUCCUCCCCGGCGUCCACCAGACCUUUGAACCCCCAGGUUCGACUACAAUACCAGCGAAAGGUACCCGCGUUCGGCAGUCCUUUGACCAAGAUCUGGAGUCCCGUUGUGACUCGGGCUCAGUGGGAGAUUGUCGUCCGAAGCGCUGCUAUCGCUGCCGCACUUGCCUGGAUCCUGGUGGGGGUCGUCGUUGCUAUCCCAGACGGGCGCUAGCGGAUGUAUGCUUCGCUUUGCUCAAUGCUGUCGCUGCUGUUCCUUGCUGUGGACGACUCUCCUGCUCUGCCGUGCUGCUGUUCCGACGUAUACGAUGUCCUCUCCGGCUGUCCUAGCCACUCCCCGCUUGUCUGUUUCCCAUGUCCGAAUUCAAGCUUUUGCUGGUUCAGAGUCCACUCGUUAUCAUUUCCGAUUCACCUAUUCGAAAUCUGCGCUUGCAGACCGUGGUAUUGUCUUCAUGUCUUUGUUUCGUUAUUGUUGUUCAGCUGUUCAACACGAACACUUCCAUUCUUUUCCAGUCCUCGCCUCCUCAUAUUUUCUCAUCUGCACCCCAUGGUCUCGAGAUGCUUGACAUCUCGAUUCCCCUUGCCGCCUUCGUCAUCUCUGCAUUAACAUAUCAUCUCCGCAUCACAUCUCGUAUCCCACCGUCCUGGUUCGCUGUCAACCUUACAUUCCUUGCCUUUAGUGAUCUUCAAGUUCACUUGCCCGUCCAGAUGUUGUCUGUAAGCUUUGUAACCUGUCGAUGUGUUUUGUUAUUAGAGCGGGCGUCUCAAUCACCCUUGCCAACCAUUGUACCUGCGGCCUACUAUAAUACCCUACAAACGUUGAUACUGGUGUACAUACUGUAUUGUGUACCCCAUAAUUUUAUUGUUAUUCGAGCGCCCGUACUGCCCAUGGUCCGGUAAACAGGAGAUUGGA
Molecule: messenger RNA, 3143 nt
Organism: Gloeophyllum trabeum ATCC 11539
Lineage: Eukaryota; Fungi; Basidiomycota; Agaricomycetes; Gloeophyllales; Gloeophyllaceae
Exons: 3
Coding region: 30-2444 (804 amino acids)
Source: RefSeq, a predicted model, not a curated record